GUUCUGAGCUGCUCCUUCAGCUCCAUGGCAGAAGGAUGCACCGGGAGUGCUGCACCGUGAGAGCUCUGCGGGGAGCCGAGGAGAGCGCGGACGAAGCCGGAAGGCGGGAUAUGGAUUUUGUGACAUUUGAGGAUGUUGCCAUGAACUUCACCCAGGAAGAGUGGGCUAUGCUGAACCCUUCUCAGAAGACUCUCUACAUUGAUGUGAUGCUGGAAACCUGCAGGAACCUCACUUUUAUAGGAAACAAUUGUGAAGAUGAGAAUGUUAAAGAACAUUAUAAAAGUUCUGGAAAAAAUCUCAGAAUUUCCAUGUUCGAGACACUCUGUGAGCAUAAAGAUCUUCAGCAUGGAGAAACUUUUACUUGGAUAGCAAAUACCAAUAUGAUCAUGAAAAUUUCUAGUGACCUAACACCAUGUGAUGGCAAUGUGUGUGGGAAGGUUUUCAUGUGUCAUUCUUCCUUUAAUAAUCAUCCUACGUCUCACUCUCAGUACAAACUAUAUGAGCGUGAGGAGCAUGGAAACGAGCAGCAGAAAUUGCACUCUCUCACAAGCUGUCAAAGACAUAUGAGAACUCACACUGUGUAUGGACCUUUUGAAAAUAAGAAAUUUUUAAAUUAUUUUGAUUUCCAAAGUGUGUUGGUAACAGAUUUGGAAACACUUGGUGCAAAAGACCUCCAUCAAUACAAAGAAUAUAGAAAGGCUUCUGCUUAUGGAGGUUCACGUCAUACAUUUGAAGAACUCAAAUGCUAAGAAAGCAUUUUCAGUGUAAUAUAUGUGGGAAACAACUCAGUUCUUCCACUUCUCUUCAAGGACAUGAAAGAAUUCAUAGUGGUGAAAAAUCCUAUGAAUGUAAAGAAUGUGAUAAAGACUAUAGUCAGUACAGUUUCCUUCAAGCACAUGCAAAAAAUAUUACUGGAGAAAAAGCCUAUACAUGUAAACAAUGUGCUAAGGCCUUUAGUUAUGAUAGUGAUCUUCAAAGACAUGAAAAAAUACAUACUGGAGAGAAACCCUGUGCAUGUAGAGAAUGUGGUAAAGCCUUUAAAUAUAAGAGUCAUCUUCAAAGACAUGAAAAAACACAUACUGGAGAGAAACCCUAUGCAUGUAGAGAAUGUGGUAAAGCCUUUACACAAUACAGUUACCUUCAAGUACAUGAAAAAAUUCAUACUGGAGAGAAACCCUACAAAUGUAAACAAUGUGGUAAAGCCUUUAUAUGUAAUAGUCAUCUUCAAAGACAUGAGAAAACACGUACUGGAGCGAAACCCUAUGCACGUAAAUAAUGUGGUAAGGCCUUUUUAUGUAACAGUGAUCUUCAAAGACAUAAAAAAAACACAUACUGGAGAGAAACCCUAUGCAUGUAGAGAAUGUGGUAAAGCCUUCACAUGAUACAGUUACCUUCAAGUAUGUGAAAAAAUUCAAACUGGAGAGAAACCCUACAAAUGUAAACAAUGCGCUAAAGACUUCAGUUGUCACAGUGACGUUCAAAGACAUGGAAAGUUCAUACUAGAUAAAAGCCCUGUGAAUAGGAACAGUGUGGAAAAGCCUUUAGAUGUCACAGUCUUCUUACAUGAAGGAAUUCAUAUUUUAGCAAACCUAUGAAUCCAAAUAGGAUGGCAAAGCCUUUAGAUGUCGCAGUUACCUUCUUUUAUAUGAAAAUUCAUGGUAGACCAAAACCCAAUGAGUGAAAAUAAUAUAUAUCCUACAUAUGGUAUACUUAAAUUAUAUGAAAAAAUUCAUACUGGAGAAAAACUGUCCAUGCAAAGAAUGUGGAAACCUUUACAUGUCACAGUUCAAUUAAAAGAGCAAAGUAAUUGUGACAAAGAGCCCUGUGGAUGUGAACAAUGCCUAUAGUUGUUAAAAUUCCUAAAUUACAUGGCAGAGCAGUUUCACACCAGUGUUCUUUCAAUAUCAAAUAACUCAUUGGAGAAAAUUCCUAGAAAUGUAAAAUAUAAGAGUUAUUAAUAUUGUAUAUGAGCUCACUUCAAUUAUGAAUAAGACCUCACUCUCAAAUCUCUAAGAAUAGAAGUAACGGGGCAAGGAUCCAGAUGUUGCAAUUUCCACAGCAGCAGUGUAGUGGUAGCAUUUUCUUCAGGAUACCUGAGCAAAUGUCUACUCUCCUGAGAUAGGAAAUUCAUCACACAAAAAUGAAAUUCUACCAAAGUUCAGUUCCGCAAACCAAGGAUGUUAUGGGGGUUGCUUCCAGGAGCAUGGACAAUCACAGACAGCUGCAUCACCAAAAAGCACAUCCAGCCUAAGUGAUGACUCAUGGAAGCUGCAAUCUAAGAUCUCUGUCCAACUGGCAUGUAGCUUGGUUAGUUGGGGAAUUUCAUCUUUUCACAGUUGUUUACUGCUUCAUAACCUUGUGGAUGGCCUUGAGUCUUGGAAAUUUGAACUUUUCAGAACUUGUUUACUUGGUGUCUCCCCUUGAGAGGGACUGUGUCGAUGAUUGCAAGGAAAUUGAUCCACAACAGUCCACCCCUUUCUCUGGCUCUUACCUGUUUUUGUAAUGCUUUUAGAUCCUUGAGGGUGGAGAUUGUGCGGAUACAAAUGUCCAUCCAUGGCUAACAUUUAUGGCCAGUGUGACAGAGCAAUACUAUUUCUCAGGAUCUUCAUCAUUGGUUCUGAGUCUUUGUGGUGAAAAGACCUCAACUAAAGGCAAUCAGUUGCAAACGUCCAUCCAUUGUGAAAGGAAGUUUCCUUGCAUGACGGAUUGCAGCUGACAAUAGCAGUGACAAGGCAUGAAAUGAAAUGUCAAGAAGGGAAUUUGACACAUCACAUCCACCUAACAAAACAGUAGCAAUUGUUUCGCUAUUAGGACCUAUGACCACUCUGGCCAUAGUUUUGUUCCUGGCUUAUAAUAUCAGAUGCAAAUUUUCUCCUGUGGAGUGGGCUGUGAAUCCAAUCUGAAAGCUGCUUGUUGAACUCAAACAGUAGUUGUGCCACUAUUGUACCACAGGCAUAUUCUGCCUGUCCUGUUGGUACUGGAGCAUCUGGGGUUUAUAGCUGAGCAGCAGGACUGUUUGUGACAAUUCUCCCUCAGCAACCUGCAUUGC
Messenger RNA from Nannospalax galili (Upper Galilee mountains blind mole rat), 3049 nucleotides. Its product is annotated as zinc finger protein 670-like. Lineage: Eukaryota; Metazoa; Chordata; Mammalia; Rodentia; Spalacidae. The transcript is spliced from 4 exons. The coding region runs from base 36 to 749 and encodes 237 amino acids. The record is from RefSeq and is a predicted model, not a curated record. Gene Ontology annotation, biological process: regulation of DNA-templated transcription.